AUGCUCUCCUCACAGUCAAAGCAUCUAAAAUCAGAGAUAAAAUCUCUUAGUUCUCAAGAGCAAAUUAUGGCUUCAUCUAAGACUUUGUUUCUUCUUUUCUGCCUUCUCUUUGCACUCGUUCUUAUACUGUCCUCUGAAGUUGGAGCUGAUCAUACAAAAGAAAGCAAUGGCGUAGAAGAGGGCAAGUAUGGAGGAUACCCAGGAGGAGGAGGAGGAGGAGGUUACAAUAAUGGAGGGCCAGGAGGGUACAAUAAUGGAGGGCGUGGAGGGUACGGAGGGAACCCACCAAGAAGGGGAUAUUGCAACUACGGAUGCUGCCGUGGAUACCGUUAUUCAAAUGGGUGCCGUAGGUGCUGCGCACACGCACAGGAGGCUCCAGAUGCGGAGUUUGAGGACGAUGUUAAGAACUAA
Molecule: messenger RNA, 411 nt
Organism: Pistacia vera
Lineage: Eukaryota; Viridiplantae; Streptophyta; Magnoliopsida; Sapindales; Anacardiaceae
Product: glycine-rich protein-like
Exons: 2
Coding region: 1-411 (136 amino acids)
Source: RefSeq, a predicted model, not a curated record